This is a messenger RNA of Effrenium voratum, 1603 nucleotides long. The record is from the annotation of a GenBank genome assembly. NCBI's taxonomy places the organism in Eukaryota, Dinophyceae, Suessiales, Symbiodiniaceae.
GCAAAUCAAGCUGAAGCUUGGCAUCCUCAAUCCUCAAGAGAGCCGGUAGGGCCAGCCGUAGCCACUUGCGGCGGUGCCCCACUAGCCCACAAUGCUCUCCGCUCGAGGGCCACGGCCUGCCUGGUUCACGCCGCGAGAAAAUGAGAAGCAGCUCCAGCGCACGGGGCAGGGGGUGCUUGGAACCCCGAGGGCAGCUUCGGGAGCUGCGGCCUUCGCGGCUGCCAGCGCCAGGCACGACCCAGCGCCUGGAGUGGCCCCGGCCGGAAAGGCUGGGGAGCUCUUGGCCUCCGGCGGUGCAGCAGCGCGGAAAGGGCUGCAGGAGGGCAUCAUCGUGCCGUCCCCGCGAUCGCCGUCCUCCAUGACGGGGGUGCAGAGGAGACAUCGCCAGAAGGGCGAGCCCGGGGAGAUGUGCUUGCACUGGGGCCUCGCAAAUGCCAAAGUUCCGCAUCCAGGGGAGGGCUACGGAGUCAAAUGCAACAAGGAUGAAGAUGUAGCUCAGAAUUUCCGAUCUGGACAACAGUUCGGGGUUGCGGAGUACAUCAACACCCGGGCAGAGGAUGUUUACCAUAGCACGAAGCGGGAACCCCUGGCAAAGCCAUUUUUGCGUGGACACUCUCUGCCUCCCGCUGUCCAAGCGCCUGAGUUCCCUGGCUUUGGCUUGCCGCUCGACCGCUCAGAAAAAGGUGCCAAGGAUGUCAUGUUCCCUCGGGGCAAGGCGCCAGAGAGUGAUGAAGUGAAAGCUUUGUACAAGAGGACUCACGGAAGUACGGAGCCAGGGGAAGGACUGUCCCGAGACUAUCAGUGGCCCCAUUCCGUGAAGGACAAUCCGAUUUUCCGCUUCGGCCGCGGCAACACAACUUCUGCAAGCGGAGCGGGCGCCAAAUCUGCCUUGAGCAUGGACUGCGGGGCCGAGCCCUUGUCAGUGCCCAACACUCUGAUUGUCAAAGACACAUUAGCAAGCUUUCAGGAGGUCACCACUGACCAGCUGGGGGCAAGCAGAAAUUUGAUGCAGCUUCAGUCCAUCCAAGCUCUUCCACAACACCAUGCCUUCGGAAAGCCCACAAGCAAUGACCCAAUCAGCGCUGGUAGGCUCAUCAAAGGCGCCUAUUCCUUAGAGGAGCAGAUGCCUGAUUCCGACUUGGGGAAAUGCACCCUCAGGGGCCGCCGCAACUAUGAGACGAAGCCAUUAGGUAUUCCAUCAGUUCGGUAUGACAAGCCUGCUCCUCAUCCGUUGAAGAGAUCCGUGGCAAACGCAGUGAACUAUGGGGAUGACCUGAAUGCUGGUUCUUUGAUCACGCCGACCAGGUUUCAGUUUAAAGGCCUGAUGGCGGAUGACUUCAGACUUCGGCGUGAGCCUCCCGAGGUAGAACGACUCCUGCUUGGUGCUGGCUUCACCGCAGGCCCCGAAGUAAUUGCAGACAUCCUGCAGGAUGCUGCCAAAAGGAAUGGGGAUGGAGACAGGCGCGUAUCACUGGAAAGCGUCAUGCUCGCCCUAGAAAGUUGGGUGGGCACACAAUAAUUCCCUCGAGUUGCCAGAAUAUCUGGCAACUUGCACCUUGUCAAUUGGCGCCAGCUGGAAGCCGAGUUUCCAAACGGAACAUUG